This is a messenger RNA of Caenorhabditis sp. 36 PRJEB53466, 1889 nucleotides long. NCBI's taxonomy places the organism in Eukaryota, Metazoa, Nematoda, Chromadorea, Rhabditida, Rhabditidae. The record is from the annotation of a GenBank genome assembly.
AUGGAUGUGAAACAUCUGAAUGUCGGCAAUAUUCUCUAUGCCACGUGUGCAGUCUACAUUGUGCUCCGUCUGAUUUGCACCGAUUCCGGAGUGAUAUCGUGAGUCUUCGGUUUUUCGGUUUUCCCAAACAUAUUGUACCUUUUCAGAGAGAAGAAAAAGCUAGAGAACAUCCCGUUGGAGUGUGAUUCGGUCGUGAAUGGAACUGAGAAUGAGCGGCUCAUUUCACGGGCGAAACAAUGGGAUUGGCACUUUGAUUGGGUCGAGCAGGAGCUUUUUCAGGCUAACAAUGUGUGAGUUUGACCUUUUUGGCAUUAGGACUCAAAAUAACUUUCAACUCAAAAGUUCCACAUUGUAUCCUUAAACUUUCACAGAUGCACAGUGAUCGACAAGUACUUCAACUUCUCCCGCGAACCAAUGUCCCUCGAGGAGGCCGAGUAUCCGUUGGCCUACGGGCUUGUGGUCUAUAAGACUAUUGUCCAGGUGGGUGUCUUGGUUCUGAACCCCUAAAUGAUCCAUUCAUUCCAGGUGAUGAUGCAGUUGUCCCUGUUCUACCAGCCCCAACAUCUCUUCUGCAUUACUGUCGAUAUGCAAAGUUCUGACGAGUACAAAAAUGUCAUCGAAUCCCUUCCCACUUGCUUUCCAAACAUGAAAAUAUUUGUGAGAGCAGCCUUGAUCGAUGUGACUUUGAAACAAACCGUUCAGAUUGGAGAAGCAUCCGAAUGGGGAUCGUUUGGUAUUCUGAAGAAUGUGUACACUUGUUUCAACUGGCUGACCGAAGAGAAACACAAUUGGAAGUACUAUCAGGUGCUUGAAAACUAGAGGAAACAGGCGUCACACUCAAUUUUCAGUACCUCUCUGGGACUGAUCUGCCGAUCCGAACGAAUCUAGAGAUGGUGCGGAUAUUCAAAGCGCUCAACGGUUCGAUCAACACGGACGUCAGUGAUUUCGAGGUGAACAGGUACAAGAAUAUGGAGGUAUGCACGAUUGGAACUCUUCUGAAUCCUCAAUCUUCGGGUGUUCAGGGUGUUCUGCCUCCGAUUCCAAUCUACAAGUCGUCGAUGUCGGUGGUCGUGCCCCGAACCGCUGCCAAUUUCAUCAUCGUCAGUCCGAGAGUUCAGAAGUUGUUGAGUUAUCUGGCGAAGACGUGGAUUCCGGAUGAGUCAUUCUGGUCGACUGUCUCUGGAUCGCCAGCUUGUGAGUUUGGAGCAAAGUGUCGUGAAUGAUCUACAGUUGCUGAGCAAGUCUGACAAUCAGAGAAGGACAAUUUGUGACAUCGUACUUUCUAGAGAAUCCGGAACUGUUUCCACCUUACCGUAACCCUCCCCUCUUACAGUACUCCCAGUGCCCGGCGCAAUCCGUGUCCGUGACAUUCUCUGGCUCCGGAAGCACUUCAAAAUGCGUCCGCCGGACGUGAACACGGUCGAAUCGAUCGGAACUUCGUAUAUUGGACGCUACCAAGUGUGGGGUUGGCAGAAGGAUUGUAACGGUUCGUCGAUCGAAGAUUGAUCUCCGACCGACAGCGAAAAGAUUUCAGGAAAGAUCAAAGACUUUUCGUGCGUUUUCGGAGUCGAGGACAUUGAGGAAAUCGUGACGCGUCCGAGCUGGUUGCCCAUAAAUUGUACUUGGAGUUCGAGCCGGCUGCGUUCAUGUGCAUGUUCAAGGUAGGCGAGAGGUUUUGAUGAACGACUGAUGAGCAUUGAAUUCAGGAGAUCCGGAGUCGAAGUCUGAGCCCGGAUGCCGCGAAAUUCAGUGCGAAGAGCUACUCGGAGAUGCCGACCGUCGAACUGCUGCAAGGGAAGGCGAUCACGCAGCUGUCCCAUCCGAACUGGCUCGUCAGGGACUCGUUCUACAAUCCGGAACAAGAGGAAAUCGAUCGGGCCGUGCUGUAG